UCUAAAGAAAAUAUACUUAUCACAUCAUCUCUGUGCCCAUUUCCUUUAAUACAGAAGUCAGAUGUCAUUGUUCAGACACCAUGUGGUUCGUAUAUAUAGAGAAUGUUCAGACUGCAGACCGUUGAGAUGAGAAGGAGAACUGGCUGAAAACAGGAAUCAUUUCAGGACUUUUAAACUUUCAAAGGUUUGAUAUUGAAGAAUGGGAGAUUCCCUCGUCAACAGAACCUCAUUGAAAGAAAACCUCAAUCAGACCAACUUCAACUACAAUGAUGCAUCUAACGAAACCAAAAACUGUACUGAUGAAGAGAACAAAGUAUAUUUUCAAAUCUUGUUUUGGGGAGAUUUGAUCACCAUUUGUUUCGGAUUUCCUUUGACUCUGGUGGCCAUGUUUGCUGUUUUAUCAAAGGUGAAAAAGGAUCAAGGUGCUCCAGUUUACAUCUUCAACCUUCUGAUAUCUGAUCUUAUCCAGUACUGCAGCAGAAUUCCUAUGAUAGUAUAUGGCCCCGAUGUUUUCCCUCUGUUUGCCCUAGAUUUUGGCAUUGGAGCCAGUAUUGGAUUCAUGAUGUGUAUCUCCCUGGAAAGGUAUCUGGUCAUUGCCAAGCCGCUGUGGUACAGAUUUAGAAGAAACUUCAAGACAUCUGUGUUGGUCUGUGUUGCAGUCUGGAUAAUUUUUUUUCUUAAUAAUCUUAGCAUGUAUCUCCUUUUGGAAUUUCAUAUUGUUAGAUUCUUUCAGGCUGCUAGUCUCCUCUUCCCUCUUCUCCUUUUCAUCUUCUGCCUGGUUGGAACCAUUAAAGCUCUGACUGAAGCUCGCAGUGUCUCUGCUGAUGAAAAACGUCGAAUUGUUUCAAUUCUGGUUGUGGUUUUGCUAACAUAUAUUCUGCUUUUCAUCCCUAACAUGAUGUAUUUUCUGUUGGAAAAACCCUGGGAAAAUUUUGCCAAAUUUACUUCUGUUACAAUUGGUAUUUUUCUUAGUCCUCUUGCAGACUCAGCUAUGUGUGUUUUUCUGAGGAAAAGUGCAGUUGACAGACUUUUGACCUCAUUGUGUUGCUGUGUAACGUCUAAGAAUCAGGAGAUCAGCAGCACUGAUAAUGACAACGUGUCAUCUCAACCUACUACAGCAGUUUAGGUUCAACUGAUGCACAAAUAUUUUCACAUCUUACUUUCUUAAGGAAUUCUUAUGGAUUAUUUGCAAGAGAAAAUACUUUCAGAUGAUAUAUUUUGAAUUUUUCAUGAUCAUUUGAAAACCAAAACCCAACCACUGAAGAAAUGACAACCUGCUUGAUUCUCUGGCUUGUCAAUUUAACCAGGUACAUCACUUAGAAAGUGUCAAAGAGUUUCCCAUGAAAAUGUUUCUUGGGAAACAUUUCUUUCAACAGAAAAUGC
Xiphophorus hellerii (green swordtail) is the source of this 1383-nucleotide messenger RNA. RefSeq names its product G-protein coupled receptor 4-like. Lineage: Eukaryota; Metazoa; Chordata; Actinopteri; Cyprinodontiformes; Poeciliidae. Gene Ontology annotation, biological process: phospholipase C-activating G protein-coupled receptor signaling pathway; positive regulation of Rho protein signal transduction. The record is from RefSeq and is a predicted model, not a curated record. Gene Ontology annotation, molecular function: G protein-coupled receptor activity. The transcript has 4 exons. The coding region runs from base 200 to 1126 and encodes 308 amino acids. Gene Ontology annotation, cellular component: plasma membrane.